UCAUACGCGUUUCAUUUCACGUGAGGGUCGUGUUUUUCUGAUUUCGAUUUGUUGAUUAAUUCUAUUUUUUCACGUUAGGAGAGAACAAGAAUUUUCCUUAUAAUUUCUUUUUAAGUGCGACAUACAUUUUAUUUCGAGUGAAAACAACACGAAAACAAGUGUUUAAUAUACUUUUUUAACUUCUUCCGAAGAACAAAAAGAAUUUCAAAAUUUUGCCGGCUAAAAUAAUGGCGAUAGCUAUAGAAAAUCGUUGGAAAAAAGCUAUGCUUAUGCCCCUUCCAGAUGAUUUCCUCCGUUUUGAGGUGGCCAACAAUAUAUCUGCCGAUGCUCAGGCCGCCAUGGCUCUCUAUCGACAACAAAUGCCCCAAUAUGUUGCACCAAAUCAUGUGGGACGCUUGAGCAUAACAUGUGCCCAAGCAAAGUUGGCCCGUAACUAUGGCUUGACUCGUAUGGAUCCCUAUGUACGCAUACGCGUUGGUCAUUAUGUCUAUGAAACCCAUACCGAUCCAAAUGGCGGUAAAAAUCCCCGCUGGAAUCGUGUCAUCCAAAGUCAAUUGCCGGUGGGCGUGAAUACCAUGUAUGUGGAAAUAUACGAUGAGUGUAGCUUUAAAAUGGACGAAUUGAUUGCCUGGUGUGAGAUUAAAAUACCCGAGCGUGUUUUUUCCGGUGAGACGCAUGAGGAAUGGUAUACACUGAGUGGAAAACAGGGUGAUGGUCUCGAAGGAGCCAUAGAUAUUGUCUUAAGCUUUUCCAAUCAACCCAUCCAACCAUAUCUAUAUCCAGCAGCAGCUCCUAUGGUUAUGGUACCUGGCAGGCCUAUGCCCAUUUUUGUGCCACCACCACAGCAACAGCAACCAGAUGUGGGACAACAGCCGGUGGUGGUGCCCCCGCCUCAAUUAAGUGCCGAAGAAUUGAAACAAAUUCAGGAAAUGUUCCCCAAUAUUGAUACGGAAGUUGUGAAGACGGUCUUUGAGGCUAAUCGUGGUAACAAAGAUGCCACCAUUAAUUCUUUGCUUCAAAUGAAUGAAUAGAAAUGAUGCACGGAAGGAAUGAAGGAUAGAUUUACGGAUUAAGCAGCUGUAAUAAGGAUUAAAUUUCAUUGCCUACAAGCGAAUAUAUAAAUACAUACAUAUAGAGAUAUAUACAUAUACAUAAAACGAAUGUUAAUUUCCUUAUAACAUACCAAUUUUACGCUCAUAUUAUUUCAAACGUAUUUAAAUUCUGUCAUAAAUAUACACAAUAUGAAUAUGAUACCAAAAA
Stomoxys calcitrans (stable fly) is the source of this 1260-nucleotide messenger RNA. RefSeq names its product rho GDP-dissociation inhibitor 1 (gene RhoGDI). Gene Ontology annotation, molecular function: ubiquitin conjugating enzyme binding; ubiquitin binding; Rho GDP-dissociation inhibitor activity. The record is from RefSeq and is a predicted model, not a curated record. Gene Ontology annotation, biological process: Rho protein signal transduction; ubiquitin-dependent protein catabolic process. Gene Ontology annotation, cellular component: cytosol; membrane; cytoplasm. The coding region runs from base 228 to 1031 and encodes 267 amino acids. The transcript has 2 exons. Lineage: Eukaryota; Metazoa; Arthropoda; Insecta; Diptera; Muscidae.